UACCAGUUUAUUCGUGUAAAAUCAAAAGCAGCGCGCACAGAAUACGUCGCCACCGUUUGCGGUCAAUUGCAAUUGAAGUUGAAAUUGAAAUUUCAAAAUGGACAUAUCAGCCUACCAGCAUAUGAAUAUUCGUAUGAGUACACGGGGCAAGCGCCCACUGCGAAACUUAACGCCGAAUGAUAAAGUGCGGGCAAUUCAAAGAAUUCAUAAUGGCGAGACAAAAGCCAGUGUUUCGAGGGACAUAGGAGUUCCGGAAUCAACGCUUCGUGGUUGGUGCAAAAAUGAGCAAAAGUUAAGAUUCAUGUGCCGUCAGUUGGGAUCGGAUAACCUGGGACUGCCAAGUCUGGACACACCCCCGGAAAAACGCGCCAAAUUCGAGCUACAAUUGCUGCCCCCGAAAUUCGCAACAAUUCCCAGUUAUGACGAUCUCGGCAUCGGCAGUUUGCCCUGCCAGGCGAUGGCCUACACAACUCACAACGAGUCGUUGCUGGAGAAGUUCGCGUUGGUCGAGUUUAUCAAACAGAAGAGCUUGCACCCCGAGGCCAUUCAGCAGAUAACGGAUGCUCACGCCGCCAGCAAGGAUUCGGUUUCAUCAGUGCCGGGCUACUCAACCAACAACAUGGUGCAUCAGCUGAACUUAUUGGCUCUCUUCAACUCCAAGUUGUCGCCCAAAGCUAACUUCCAGGAGCCCAACAACAUACCGGAUCCGAGGCCGGACUGCACCACCACGCCGGAAGAAGCCAAAAAGUUUAAUUGUCCCCUCCUAAGUGUGAAGAACUGGGCAAAAGAUCCAGCCAAGCAUAGUCCGUCACCUAUCCAAACACAAUACAUCAACGAUAAUAACAAUAAUGACAUUGACUGUGCUUUUACACCCACAACAACAACUACAACAGCAACUCCAAUUGUUAGCAACAACAACAACAACAACAACAAAAACCAGACGGCGCUUCCUUCCAUGCUGCAGCCAAUCUUCGAGGCUCAGCCCUGCCAAGCAACUGUGAACUCUACACAAAUUCCUCUGGCUGAAGGCGACGGCCAUGGGCAGGGAGCUCUCCUGGAUUGGUGUAAAAUGUUCAGCGCGAGUUUGAAUUUCUUUGCAUUCGCUGCAGCUGCUGCUGCGUCCAUGCAUCCUACAGUCGAGGGCCAUGGCCUGCCUGGAGCGAUGGAGCCCGGAGCAAGCGGAGCGAAUGAUCUGUUGAAGAGGCUAAGUCCUUCGGUUCAUAGUGAGUCUUCCAAAGAAAGUUUUUACGACAGCGAGCCAGAAGAUCUGUCCGUGCGGUCGUGUGCUUCCAAAGUCUCUAGUCCGUCUAACAGCAGAUCCCACAGUCCCGAUAAGAGCAGUACGGCCAGCACCUCGGUCCAUAGCGAUGCGGAUCAAUAGUCAAUUCCGGAACUACCACUGUAGAUAAUUCUAAAGUACGUCUAAUUCUUAGAGCGUCCUUAAGUAGCGUAGUCGAAUCCAAUCCCAUCCCAUAAGUUUCGUUAAUCGGGCAAGAUUUGAUAACAAUUGCAAGUAUAAUCCUUAAAUUGUAUUCAAGCAAUAAUAACUAUCAAAACUUCUAAUUAGUUUUAAUGUCGCAACACAACCAUCAUUGACUGUGUAUAAAAACCAAAUGCAAUAAGUCUAUAGAACUAACGAGUUUUAGAUGUAUUAAAUAGCUUAAAUCUUUUGGCAUAUUUUUAACUUAUUAA
Molecule: messenger RNA, 1692 nt
Organism: Drosophila navojoa
Lineage: Eukaryota; Metazoa; Arthropoda; Insecta; Diptera; Drosophilidae
Gene: danr
Product: distal antenna-related
Molecular function (GO): DNA binding
Source: RefSeq, a predicted model, not a curated record